UCGGGCUUGACAUAGAUUUAGUCAAUCCAUAAUAUUACUUUUGUGUAUAGCUGGAAUCCAUAUUUCAGCCCCAUUUAAGUCCUUGGGGAACGAAAAUACUGAUACCUUAGAUAAUCUAUCAUAAUUGCUUCUAAAGCCUGGUACACAGCAUAUAUAAGGCAUGAUUAACUGCACUGCACAUAAUCACCGAAGCAGUACCCACAUGAGCAAACGCUUGGAACUGAGCGAGUCGAUGCUAUUUUAGUUCAUACGGAGCUCAAAAAUUCAAUUGGGGUAGUAUCAAUUAUUAAAUGGAGGUUUCAACGUAUCUAUUUCAGUGGGGGAAUACGGGAAUCCCCGGGACACAGUCCGACAAGUCUUGUGACGUACCAUUACCCAAAGUGGUAGGGGAAGAGCACGGCCAGUUCAUCUAGAGUGUCCUUGCUUGAAUGGUCUGAUGGCGUGAUGACAAUAUUCACCUAACAUGGUUAUCCCAUAUUAAUUUAUGCUAAUGUGGAGGAUAAUCUAAGUAGUGUUUUUUGUAAUUAGUAUUGCAUCCUAAUUCAGUAGUGAAGGAAGUAGUGUGUUUAGUUCGGUUCAGAGGUCACAUGUAAUAAUUAUUUUCUAUACAGUACCUAAUGGCAUUAAGGGAGAUUCCCGGGGUACGUCGUGGUGCGACACUUUUCACUUGCAACGAUGGUUUCUAUUACCAGUAUAUUAGCAUAUCAAGAGUGAAAACACAUUACCGUUGCUACUUAAACACGUGUAGAGCUAGGAUUUGGGUUGAACAUAGAAGUAAAAACAUUACAAAUAAUGAAAAUUUCCCUUGCCAUAAUCACAGCCCAGAUCCUCUGCUAGAAGCUAAGCAUGUGCUACGAGAAGCAAUAUUUCAGCGGGCCGAACGUGAAUCAACACAGCUGAAAAGGAUUUUCGACGAGGAGUGCAAUAAAGUUUCCAGUGAAGUAGCCCAAAGUUUGGCUUUUGGAACAAUCGAAUCAUCAAUGCGGAAAUGUAGAAAACUGAAUGGUAAAGACAGUUAUCGUGAUUUCCUUCCUUGCCCCCACCCCUCCCUCUUCAUCGUAGAAGGAAGCAGCCAAAGGCAGCUUCCCCCUCCAGUUUCAGUUGGCAUGAAGUGCUCGAAGCUACAACAUUAUUGCUGCUUUGAAGCCCCGGUUUCAACUGCAUUUUUCUUCAGUUUUUCAAGUAAGUUUUCGUUUAUAAUCACACAGCUCUUUUCUUUUGUUCACCCGCGGUCCAGCUUCUGCCAUAGAUUUUGCUGAUAUGUUGAAGGCAGAGGAGUGGGCUAGAUUCUCAGAAACCCUAGAUGGGAAAAAAUUUUUCAUCGACAACAUUGUGGUUGGGGAGUGGAGCAACUUGGUAUUUGUCUCCGAAAAUACCAAACACCUCCUAUCAACGGCUGAAGAACUUUUUUUUGAUGGCACUUUUAAAACAGUGCUGUCAGUUCCAGGUCUUGCACAGCUGUUCAUCGUAAAUGCUGUAGCAUUCGACCAUGUAAGUACAUGCUAUCAAGACUUCAACUUUGGCCCGUUUUUAACCCUCAUAGCGCCCUGGAAAAACUUAAUAGGUGCGCCCCCCUCUCAUUAAGUUUGGUUUCAGACCCUAGAAAGACAACAGGGGUCACGCGUAUAUUUACUGUUGUUACCUUGACUGCAGUAAAUUUGUAGAUCUGGGAUUUUUUGUAUUCUCUAACUAGCCCAUCAACUUCCUACACACGUGAUUUACAAGAUUUAAGUCGGUCAGAAGUGG
Nilaparvata lugens (brown planthopper) is the source of this 1746-nucleotide messenger RNA. RefSeq lists its product as uncharacterized. The record is from RefSeq and is a predicted model, not a curated record. Lineage: Eukaryota; Metazoa; Arthropoda; Insecta; Hemiptera; Delphacidae. The coding region runs from base 618 to 1259 and encodes 213 amino acids. The transcript has 2 exons.